AUGAUACCACCAAUGUUUGAUUAGAUGCAUCAGAGUCCAACAUUCAACCUAUAUAUAAUUAUCAUUGGAUUAAAUUUUGAAAUCAUUUUAUCAAUGAAAAUGUAUGGAUUUGCAAUCUUGACGGUCAGUGAUCGGUGUAGCCGAAAUGAAAAUGUUGACACUAGUGGACCAAUGUUGCGACAUUUGAUUGAAGAUCAUCAUGAUCGAUUUGAUGUGAUCGAUUAUCAUAUUGUUUCAGAUGACAAGAAUGACUUGAAAGAAAUUCUUAUUCGAUGGUCGAAUCGUUCAGAUAUUCAUUGUAUAUUGACAACCGGUGGAACCGGACUAACAUCACGUGACGUUACUCCAGAAGCCACUAAUGAAAUAAUCGAAAAAGAGGUGUCUGGAAUCAGUUUUGCAUUGAUUUCGGCAUCGAUUACGAUCACUCCCAUGGCCAUGUUGUCAAGGAUGAAAUGUGGAAUUCUCAAUCGGACUUUGAUUAUCAAUUUACCUGGAAGUCAGAAAGCUUGUAAAGAAUGUUUCGAUGUUAUCAAACCAGUGUUGAAACAUGCAAUCGAUCAAUUAAAAGAUUCAAACGAAGUUGAUAUGUUACAUCGUACAAUGAACAAUUAUAUGAAAAGUAAGGUGAAAGAAACACCGAUUGCUAAUCGUGAAAGACAUUCGCCAUUUGAAAUGAUACCGAUUAAAGAAGCUCAACAGAGAAUAUUUGUCGAAAUCGGAUCAUAUUUUCAAACUGACCGUAAUGAAAUGUUUAUAUCAGCGAAAACUUUACACAAAGCUCUCAAUUUCAUUUUGGCUCAUGAUGUCUUUGCAUCCGUUCCAUUGCCACCAUUCAACGCGUCUAUCAAAGAUGGUUAUGCUGUAAUUGCCGAAGAUGGACAAGGUAACCGAAAUGUUCUUUCUAAAGCAUCAGUAGCUGGAUUGAAUGAGGUCACAAGAAUCGAUCGAGGAUUCUGUGCUCGUAUUAGUACUGGUGCUGCUGUACCACCCGGUGCCAACGCUGUCGUACAAGUAGAAGAUACCGAGCUUAUAAUAAAAACCCAGGAUGACGAUGAAGAAGUGAUCAACAUCAGAACCAUUCCUGUUGUUGGUCAAGACAUUCGUUCGAUUGGCUCAGAUAUUCCAGUGGAUAAUUUGAAUCCAUUGAUAAAAAAAUAUAGACGUUUAUCAUCAAUCGACUUGGGUUUGAUUGCGGCAACCGGGGUUAAAGAAAUCAAGGUAUUUCGACGACCCAAAAUAGCUGUACUUUCUACUGGUGAUGAAAUUGUUUCGGCUGGUCAACCUAGACCUUGGAAUUGUGUUUGGGACUCAAAUCGAACAGUCUUGAUGUCUUUGUUAUCGCAGUUUGAAGUCGUUGAUCUUGGAAUAACACCAGACUUAGCAGAUAGUAUAUUCAAUUACUUAAAUAAAGGAAUGCAAAAUGCCGAUAUCGUCAUCACUACGGGUGGAGUAUCAAUGGGAGAACGUGACCUGCUCAAACAAGUCUUGGAAGAUUUUAAUGCCAAUAUACAUUUCGGUCGAGUAAAUUUGAAGCCAGGAAAGCCUACAACAUUUUCGACGACAACAUAUGAUGGCAAGAAAAAAUACAUCUUCUCAUUGCCCGGUAAUCCAGUAAGCACAUUUGUUACUUUCAAAAUAUUUGUCGAACCAUUCCUUCAGCUUCUUUCGGGCAAAUAUUUUGAUUUUGAAAAUCAAAAAGAAGUAAAUCUAAUGGAAAAGUUAUUUAAAUGGAUCAAAUGCAAAGUUGUUCUUGAUAAGCCUUACAAAAUCGAUACAAGACCUGAAUUCGUUCGUGCUGUCAUUACUUUUUCAUCAUCGUUUCCCGAAGCCAAACUAACCGAAUCGAAUCAAAUGAGCAGUAGAUUAUUGAAUGUAAUGAAUUCAAAUGGAUUAUUGUUCAUUCCGAGUAGUCUAGAUGGCCAGAAAUUCCUAGAAAAUGGCAAUUUUGUGGAUGCAAUUUUAUUUUGAUACUUGAUUUUUAUUUUUAUACAGAAAAUAUUCAUAAAUCAAUAAAUUUAAAAUCGAGUAUGAAAUAAAUCAAGCGAUCGAA
This is a messenger RNA of Dermatophagoides farinae (American house dust mite), 2050 nucleotides long. RefSeq names its product Molybdenum cofactor synthesis protein cinnamon (gene cin). Gene Ontology annotation, molecular function: molybdopterin molybdotransferase activity. The record is from RefSeq and is a predicted model, not a curated record. Gene Ontology annotation, biological process: Mo-molybdopterin cofactor biosynthetic process. Gene Ontology annotation, cellular component: cytosol; cytoplasm. Lineage: Eukaryota; Metazoa; Arthropoda; Arachnida; Sarcoptiformes; Pyroglyphidae.